UAUCCAACAUUGAUUCUCUCUCUUUUUUGUUCUGAUUUUCUCUUUAGUUCUUUUGUAUUUUGUAUGCAGUUGAUCAUACACCUAAUCAAUUUUGUAUCAAUAUAGAAAUAUAAUGCCUAUAUAUAGAUUACUCACUUGUAGCAGCCUUUGGUUUUUUUUAUAGUUAUAUGGCAGCUUUCUUUUCUUUUCUUUUCUUUUAUUUUUCUUUUCCAGGUAGUGGGAGUUUAUGUGACACAUACUGCCACCUUUCCAAUGAUGAAUCCAAAUGGUUUUGUUGGGAGUUGUUGAAUAGGGCAUUGAUGCUAAAUGGGUUCCUAGCAAUGAACCUACCAACCCUAAUGACCUCAAUCUGUUUGCAUUAAUUCCUAUGUAUUACCUCUUUUAUGAUCAAUUAACAUUCUUGUGGGAAAAUUAGUUUUGCAGCUUACACAUUGACUAAUAUUGAUUGUCAUAUGCUUCUCUUAGGCCCGGUAAGAGCCAAAAUGGGUCAUGUCAGUUAACGGGUAGGCUAGGACCCCAGUAGUUUUGUAAAAGUGAAUGCUUUUAUAAGCACUGAUAUUAUGAUCAAUGAACAUUCUUGUGGGCAAAUUAGUUUUGUAGCUAAUACAUAUACCAUUAUUGAUUGUAAUAUGCCUUUUUAGCCACGGUAAGAGCCAAAACGGGUUGUGGGUUAACGGGUAGGAUAGGACCUUAGUAGUAUUUUAGAAGUGAAUGCUUUUGAAAGCACCAAUAGGCCACUCUUGUUUUUGGCUCUGCAGACAAGAAGGCCCAUACUUUAUAAUUUCUUUAAGUUUGCUUCUCCAGACAAGGUAUAGUAUUCAUUAAGUUAGGCAUCAAGAUUGUGAACAUCAAAACUUUAAUAUUUUUUUACGAAAAAUAUAUAAACAAAUAAAAAAUAAAAGUUGUAUGGGAUUAUCAUAUAACUUUGUCCUUACAUUUUGUAUUGGGUAUAAAGCUAGCAGGGUUGGGUUGCAUUAUGCUUUGUGUAAUGUGAUGUCUUGUUCUUACAAGACAGACAGAGCUUAUAGAACAUCUCAGGGUGAAAGCCAAAGGUCUUGAAGUGCUCUUAAGAAACAGGGAUACUAUGUGGAAACUAAAUCUGCGGAGACAUUUUUGUGAAAGUGCCCAUUUGCCCCUAUUGUUGAUUUAAUCAUCCUCCUCGGUUAGUCUUGAGCUCUAUAAAGAUUUGAAGCAGAUAAAAGUUAUGGAUGAGUUUGGUUCCGAAAGGUCAAAAACAUGGAACAUCUAUACAAGUUCAGACCCUAGCCCAUCUCAAACAGGAGUCGAUAGAGAAGCUCCGUGGCAGAACUUUGGGACGUCCAUGAAUGCCAUUUCUUUUGGAUUCGUUGCCACGGCAAUACUAAUAUCAAUGUUUCUUAUAAUGGCCAUUUUCGAACAUUUGUUUAGGCCAAGUAAUCCUUUCUCUUCUCCUCAUCAAGAUGGGACUAGCGGAUCCCUGGAAACAAGACCAAUGGAAAAACUUAGAAAUCCACAAGCAGUGUCGACAUCAUAUUCUUCUAGUUUUUCAGUAUUGAUGCCAGGACAACACUAUCCUACCUGCAUAGCCCAACCUGCCCCUCUCCCCUGUCCGAGGGAAGGCGUCUAUUGGCCCUGCCAUGAACAUAAUAUUACUUUGCCUUAGCCUAUGAUACUCCUGCAUUGUAUGUAUUCUCACAGAAGGAUUGCGCUAUCAUCAAUGUCAUACUCGAUUUUCUACUUGUACGUUUAAGCUAUUUUUGCUGAGAAUUGAAUGUCAAGCAUGAUACUGAGUGGUUUACUGAAAAAAAUGCAAACAAAAGAAAAGUGAAAAGAAAACAAAAGCAUAUGUAAUCAUCAUAAUUAUUGUUCAUCAUUUUUGUCCUUUCUGAGGGAAUACCAUGAGAUAUGCAAUGCAUUGGAUAAGUAAUGUGAACUGUACAAAUGCAAAAUCACUGCAAAUUUUACUUGUCUUGUAGUGAGGCUCUCAUGGAUUUGCAUUGUCCAUCCCUUGACAUUGAACUUCAUGAACUUGUAAGAAUAUUAUGAGGUGAAAUGAACUUGGUGUCAAAUAUUUAGGAGAGAAUGAAGAAAUUAUUCUACAUAUA
Messenger RNA from Camellia sinensis, 2084 nucleotides. RefSeq lists its product as uncharacterized. Lineage: Eukaryota; Viridiplantae; Streptophyta; Magnoliopsida; Ericales; Theaceae. The record is from RefSeq and is a predicted model, not a curated record.